Messenger RNA from Mytilus californianus (California mussel), 1830 nucleotides. RefSeq lists its product as uncharacterized. Bases 94 to 1830 code for a protein of 578 amino acids. The transcript is spliced from 3 exons. The record is from RefSeq and is a predicted model, not a curated record. Gene Ontology annotation, molecular function: zinc ion binding. Lineage: Eukaryota; Metazoa; Mollusca; Bivalvia; Mytilida; Mytilidae.
UGUAAACAAGAAAUGCGGGAGCGACAUCACGGUUUUAUUAUUAACCUAUGGAAAUAAACCACACUGAGAUUUUUAACUUUUGUAAAAGGGGAAAUGGCUCAACAACUUGUUGAUUGUCAAUUUUGUGAUACCAGUCGGAACAGAAGAGGAGGUGUACGAUGGAAAUGUUUAAACUGUGACCUUACUCUCUGUGAAAAUUGCAAGACCGGAAAACAUUCAAGAAUCAAAGAUUCAAAUCAACAUCGUAUUCUCGAUAUACAAACACUCGGAACUAUUCAUACGAUAGACUGGAUCCGGGAGGUGGAUCUACAAAAAAUUGUAUGCAUAGAGCAUGCAAAUAGAAAAUGUUAUCACUUUUGCAAAGAGUGUAAAAAGGCAAUUUGCCCUUCGUGUAUUCUUGAACAUUGUGGUCACAACCUGAUUGAGCUUGAAAUUAUUUACAAAGAUCAACAACAAAGAUUGAAAAAUAUGCAUAGAGAAAUUGAGGAGGAUUUGCAAACACUUCCUGGAAUCAUCGCAAUGAUAAGUAAGGAAGAGGAAGAAAUAUCCAGAAACUACGAUGACGUCAGACAAAAAAUAGAGCAGAGAGAAAGUGAAAUAAAAGUGCAAGCAACACAUGACGCAAAACGUCUUUUGAAAGAUCUAGAGGAUUUCCGAAAAAAUGAAAAUACAGUUUUAUCUAUGAAACAGCAAAAAGUACGCGAGUAUGAACAAAGUCUUAAACAUCAAAAGAACGAGAUCCAGGAAACUUUCAAAUCACACAAAGCAAUGUCCAUUCUAACAACUAUUGGACAAAUAGACAAAAAGAUUGCACUUGAAAAUAAUGUACACGGACCAAAACAAAAAUUCGUUUUCAAAACUCCAUCUUCUCAUUGCAUCGACUUUGGAUCUUUGAUUAAACUACCAGAACUUUAUAUCAAACGUAAAUAUCAAAUUGAAGAUAUUAAUGUUUCUGGAAUUAAAGGUAAACAUGGAAAUAACACUAUUAUGGUAUUUAAGAAGAACAAGCUAGGUGUAUAUUUUCUAGGAAAUGUCUCUUUCAGUGAUUCCAAAUGUAUCAUUUCAAAUGAAAAAGAAAUUUCGGAUGAUGUUUUUGACUUGACAAUAACAAAAGAUGGCAUUAUACUAUUUUCAAUGGAUCAAAGCUCGGAGAUAAAGUGUAUUACAAAAAACAGUGAAAUAGAAACCUUUUCAUCCAUUGAGUCAAAAAAAGUUCGAGGCAUUCAUGCCUGUGACAGUGGAAAUAUUUUUGUUGGAUUCUCUGGUUUUCAUGAUGGCGAACAAGGUGGUCUCUUAGUUCUGAACGAAGAAAAAACACAUAUUAAGACAUUUGAACUAAACAAAAACAAUGAACACAUAUUUUCUUUCCCUAAUAAAAUUACAACCAACAAAAAUGGUGACAUUUGUGUUAUAGAUCAUAGAUUCUAUGUACGCACGGUCGUUGCAUUAAAUGAAGAAGGUCACGUGCAAUGGACCUAUAAUGCGCAUGAGAUGGAACCAUUUAAUCCUUAUGACAUAGUGACAACAUCUACAGGUUACAUUGAACUUGCUGAUAAUAUACUAGUUGAAAUUGAGUCAUCAAGUAUGGAUAUACUGAUUGGAAAUUAUUAUUAUUUAGAUUUAAUACUUUUACAAAGAAUUGAGAUUCAACCUGAGUUGUACCUUCUUGCCUCAAAACUUGGGUGGAUAAUUACAGGAAGAGCAAAAGAUACUUCUGAUUGUAAAGAUGAAACAGGACUGUUGAUUCUGUCACAUGUCAUUAGUGAUGUUGUUUCUGAAAAGACAAAUAUUAUGCCACGGGAAUGUGGAUUUAUUUCCCACCAGAUCUAA